Molecule: messenger RNA, 405 nt
Organism: Colletotrichum spaethianum
Lineage: Eukaryota; Fungi; Ascomycota; Sordariomycetes; Glomerellales; Glomerellaceae
Product: putative transporter
Exons: 3
Coding region: 1-405 (134 amino acids)
Cellular component (GO): membrane
Molecular function (GO): transmembrane transporter activity
Source: RefSeq, a predicted model, not a curated record
AUGUCCUCGGUCUCGGUGGUAAAACCCCUCCGAGACCAGGAAGGAGACGACACUCAGACAAUCGAAAUCGACGAGACAGCGAUCAACCGACGGGUUAACAGGAAGAUGGAUAUUGCGCUUCUUCCGCUUCUUUCUCUGCUUUACCUGUUCAAUGGUUUGGAUAGGGGCAACGUGGGAAAUGCCCAAACCCAAGGAUUCACCAAGGACAUUGGCGCAGUACCGGACGAUUUGAACCUUGCCGUUUCUCUGUUCUUCAUCACAUUUGUUCUAUUCCAGCCGCCAUCUGCGGCUGUGGGAAGGUGGCUUGGAGCCAAACAUUGGAUUCCGAUCAUGAUGCUAGGCUGGGGCUUUGUUACCUUGAGCCAGGCAUUUAUUAAGGGCCGAGGCAAGUCACUCCCUGCCUGA